GCCACCUUGUUUUGUUUAUUAGCAGUUUGGAUGACCUAUGUUUUUCUCACAGGGUGGCUCAUCCUCCCCUCCUGUCCUCUCCGUCAGUACCACUUUGUGAACGAACGUUUGACUUGGCAUGAAGCUCAGGCCUACUGCAGAGAGACAUACACAGACCUGGCCACCACAGAGAGCAUGACGGAAAUCAACCAACUUAUUGACACAGUUUCAUCUUCUGGUUACAACUCUGAGGUGUGGAUCGGUCUGUAUAAUGAAAUCGACUGGAGGUGGUCAGAUGGGUUCACAGGGAGUGGGGCUGAGUACAGGAACUGGGGAUCAAGGGAACCCAGUUUUAUGAAUGCAGAUGAGUUUUGUGUGGGCGUUAGAUCAACUGCACGAUGGCAUGAUAUGUCCUGCCUUGACAAAGGCCCAGUUAUCUGCAACAAUGGAACACAGCUGGAUCCUGAAUUCAUUUAUGUGAAUGAACACAUGACUUGGCCCAGUGCUCAGAAGUACUGCAGGGAGAACUUCAUAGACCUGCCCACUGUGAGGAAUGAGAUCCAGAUC
Molecule: messenger RNA, 546 nt
Organism: Stegastes partitus (bicolor damselfish)
Lineage: Eukaryota; Metazoa; Chordata; Actinopteri; Pomacentridae
Product: L-selectin-like
Exons: 2
Source: RefSeq, a predicted model, not a curated record